Molecule: messenger RNA, 5226 nt
Organism: Cololabis saira (Pacific saury)
Lineage: Eukaryota; Metazoa; Chordata; Actinopteri; Beloniformes; Belonidae
Gene: tarbp1
Product: TAR (HIV-1) RNA binding protein 1
Exons: 30
Coding region: 14-4888 (1624 amino acids)
Biological process (GO): tRNA methylation
Molecular function (GO): tRNA (guanine) methyltransferase activity; RNA binding
Source: RefSeq, a predicted model, not a curated record
AAACACAUGCAUUAUGCAUUCCGUUUUAAUCAACGCAGUCCUGAAAAGCUCCCCCGACCAUGACCUCCUGCUCGAAUCCCUCCUCUGGCCGAGCGAGUCUCGUCCAGAGCCGCAGCGGGUGGACGCGCUGACGGCUCUCAUAGAGGGACUCGGACCCUCGCUGUCCCACCCGGACUCUUCUCCUGACGCGCUCGCGAAAAGGAGUCGUAUUCACGACAAAAUCGACUCGGUCAUUUGGACUAAAUGUCUUCCUUUGCUGUGCAGAUUAUCAGCAGAAUCAGGGGGGGAUGCCGGCUGCAGGGAGAGCAUCUCCGCCGUGUGCAGACUGCUGAGCGCCUGCGUGGCGCUGCGCGGAGCAGCUGCAGGCAGGAGAGCAGCUCUGGCCGUGCUGCCCUCCCUGCAGCCCUGCGAGGACCACGGAGCAGCAGCAGGGACACUCUCUGUAGAAGUUGCAAUCGAAUGCAUGGCGUGUCUUAUACCGUUUAUUUCCACUGAUGAUCAGCUCACAGACAGCACCUUGUCGUCCGCCUUGUUCUCGAUCAGAUCCCUCCCCGACCAGCUGGUCUCCAAGAUCACGGUCAGGAUCCUCUCCACGCUGCUGAGGUGCUGCGGUGGUGCGAGGACACGGAUCCUGGAGGCCGUCCUGGAGGAUCUGAUCCGCUGGCACAAACAGGACGGCAGCCCGGGGGUGACGGAGCGGGCGCUGCUGUGUCUGGCAGCGCUGUCCGACCACCUGCUGAGCCCUCACACACACCCGGCCCCCUGCACCCGUCAGCCUGACCCUCGUCUGCGCCUGCAGUUCUGGAGGAUCGUGCAGGAUGGACUGGUCCACGGGGACAGCGUGUCGCGCAAGAGGGCCCUGUACCUGCUGAAGAGGUGUGCAGCGCUGUCUGCACAGGAGGGGGUGGACUUUCCUCCUUCUGCUUCAGAUCAAGAUGAAACCUUGUUCAAGUGGGCCCCCAACAAGACCAGAGUGCUUAAAGAGUUUUGGGAAGAUUAUGCUUUGGUGAUGGAGACUCUGGAGGAAAACCAGGUUCAUGUGGUCCGGCCAGUCCUGAACAGAAUAGACACAUUGAUCCAAACGACGGUGGAUGACAGCCAAGGUUUGAGUCUCUUCCAUCCGUCCUGGUUGCUGUGUGUGUACCAUCGCAUGUUCCACAGUGAGAAUAAAUCCCUCACAAGAGAGGGAGUGUGCCAUCUGCUGGAGCUGCAGGUCCUCCAGCACCCAGCCUUUGCGUUGGCCUUCUCUCAGUUUAUCGUUGGCCCCUUUAUGGGUGUUCUCUCUGAAUCAUCACUCUUCUGCAGGUCAGCUGGGCAGAGUAUAGGAGACUGUCCUGAGCUAGCAGUUAAACUGCAAGUCUUCAUGGCGUCCUUCUUCACCAGCCUGCCAUCAGAGGAUCGAGGUGGUGUGUUGCUUCAGCUGAUUCAGCGUCUGGGGGCGCGGCACUGGUCCGCAGUACCAAUCCUCUUCAUCAGUCAGGCCUUGUCCAAACUCCCCACCGGUCAGCUGCUUGGGAUCAGCGGGCUCACUGCUUUAAGGGAGGUGCUGCUCUGCACAAUGAUCACCCACCAGGUGCUGCUGAGAGGAGCUGCCCAGUGUUUCCUGCUGAACAGCGCCCUCUGUCGCACAGCCGUGAGUGAAGUAACCCUUGAUGAUAUUUUUAGUUUCCUGAUGCAUUUCCGUGCUGAUGAGUCACUGUGUCGGGGCACAGAGCUCUGGAAUCAGUUGUGUGUCUGGUUACUGGAGCACGAAGGCAGUUUCAAGUCCAGGAUUACAGAUGGAGAUUGUGCUGAUCUGUUGACAGAAAAGGAAACGGUAAAAGCUCAUGUUCAAGAGGAGAUGCUGGCUUAUCUCAGGGUGCCAGCUAGCACAGGUCAGAAUGAAAGGCUCCCCGACCCGAGAGAGGCAGACAAGCUGGCCAGAGCCAUUCUGCUGUGCGUGGACAUGGAGAAGAAUCGGCCGGGAGCAGAGAUCAACAGCACUCUGGAUUCAUUGCUGUGUCCGCUGCUAGACACCCUGAGUAGAGUCAGCACCAAUAUAUAUCUGCCUCUGCGAAAAAGUGAUAAGAGCCUGCAGCUGGUGCUCAGUCUGUUGCAGCUUGGAGCAAUGCCACACUGUCAGCGUGUAGGAGUGGAGCCAGGGGACGAUGUGACGGUCGCCAUGCAGAAGCUGCUUCUCAGACUCAUCGAUCCAAUCCAGGAGUUUCUCUUAAGGCGACUGUGUGGGGAAUUGCAGGAGCUGUAUGACGUGGAGCGAGCAGAGCUGUAUCUGUGUGUCCUGAGGCAGCUGGCUGUGAUGUGUCGUUCCUCAUUGCAGCACUGCAAUAAAGUUCAGCAGAAUGUGCUCCCUAAACUCAUCAAGUACGCUCUCUCAGUGCUGCAAGAACCAGCCCAACAGAUCCCUUCAGUAGCGAACCAGGUGAUGAAGGUGGUUGCUAUGGCGUCCCUGGCUGCUGUAUGUGGAAUAAUGGAGCAAGAAGAUACUGGGAUGCAAUCACAAACCUUUUCUGCUCUCAAGUCACUGAAUGAUUACUUUUACGGUCCAGUGGCUUCUUCACAACACCAGGAUUCUCUAGGAAACGUCAAUAAACAUCUGAUAAAACCAAAGCUUACAGACUGUUCAAGUGAUCUUGAAGCGCAAGGUCUCGUCCUGCAGGACUGGGGACUCGUGGCUGCAAACUUUAUGCGGGAUCAGUGGAUCUGUUUGAACUUCCUCAUUAAAGCUGUCAGUAUUCCUGAGUCUGCUGGACAUUCAGAAGCGUCUGGGACUCUCAAGGCUGCUCUGUCUUGCAGUGUUGAGGCCCUGGCUCUGCUGCCCAGUGACCUGGUGCUGCCUGUGCUCGCAUUUAUGGAGUCAGUGCUACCCCAACUGGUGCAGGAUGAAGAGGCCCUCUGUGUGCAGGCUGUGAAUCUGAGCUGGGAGCUGGUAAAGGGGCUCAGCACCAAUCCCCGUGACUUUUGGCCGGCCCUGAAAGGCUUCGUCGCCAUGACUUUCCAGCAUAAACUGCUCAGGUUGACGGACGCCGAGGCUCCGACCCUCACGGCUACCCUGGAAGAGAUAGCUGCAGAGUUUUUGGAGCUGUCUCAGUCGAAGAGCGGAGUGUUUGGCGUGCUGGUUCAGCACUGCUGUCAGAUGUGGACACCCCAACAUCCAGACAGGGACGAGCAGGCCGACAACGUCUUUUCUAGUGUUUUCAACCACGUGAACAUUGUCACGGAAGCUUGCGUCUAUGGGCCCGUGUUCAGGAGAGAUCAAAGACUUGUGCAAGAUGUCCACAUAUAUGUGGAGAAACUUGGUGACAAGUGUGCCGCUAAUGUUGCCGUAACAAGUGAUAACAGGGACGAUCAGUUGCCACGCCUGUGUGUGUUAACGUUCCUCAACCACCUGGAUUCCUGUAACCUGCAGCAUGAAAGACUCGUAGAGCAGCUCAUCAUGGAGUUGCUGAAAAAGGAUAGUGACAUAUCAAAGUCAAAAACACGUUACUACAGUAACUCCCUGCAACACCGGGUGAAAAACAGAGCCUGGCAAACAGUGCUGCUGUUGCUGCCCAAACUCAGAGAGGAGUUUGUUGCCACUCUGUUGAACCAUGUGUUUCAAGCUGGAUUCUGCAGUAACCAUGCCUCGGUGAAGUACCUGAUCGAGUGGAUGAUGAUUCUGAUCCUCGUCCGUUACCCACAACACAUCAACAGCUUUUGGACUUGCUUUAACACGGUUCAGGAGAAGACGAAGACAAGCGUCUGCACCUUCCUGUCAGUCCUGGUACAUUUCAGUGUCAUUGUUCCACAUCUUAAAGAUGAGGUACUGCAGCUGCGUAAAGCGCUUGACGUCAUCCUUCAGUCGUGUUUCAAUCACAACUUCAGCGUGCGCCUGUACGCCUUACUGGCGCUGAAGAGGGUGUGGAGUCUUGCAGAAAGGGUGGCCGAGGAAGAAGCCGGCGCUUUGAGCGGCCUGUCCUCGGUAGUCCAGGCCUGUCUGGACCAGGCCGAGGCCAUGCAGAGCACCGGAAAUGCCAACAAGAACUGGAUUAGGAUUCAGGAGCACUUCUUCUUCAGUGCCUUUCAUCCCAUCAGGGAUUACAGUAUUGAGACUAUAUUCUACACUUUCCCCAGUCUGUCGGAGUUAGCUGCCGAUGAGUGGAUUCCGCCGUGGAAGUUUGAGAAGCUGUCAGGGUUUUCUGAAAGUCCAUCGUUUCCUUUGAGAAACCCUUCUCCCGACUUGGGCCAACUGCAGCCCGGAGACUGGAUUCAGCAAGACAUCGGUGAACAAGAUAAAGAGGAGCGAUGGGCCGAUGUGCAGAAAAAGAUCAUCCCCUGGAGGUUGGGGAUCCAGGAGGUGGAGCCUGAACUUCAGCUGGUUCCUGCACAAAGGGCCGCUCGACUGGGCAAGCAGCACGGCGCCCUUCUGGUCGUGGCCUCGCUUAUUGACAAGCCCACCAAUUUGGGAGGUCUUUGCAGGACCUGUGAGAUAUUUGGUGCCAGCGCUCUCGUCCUGGACAACCUUCGCCACGUCACUGACAAACACUUCCAGUCACUGAGCGUCUCAUCGGAGCUGUGGCUGCCUUUGGUGGAGGUGAAGCCUGUGGAGUUGCCCGACUUCCUGCAGCUGAAGAAGGAUGAAGGCUACUGUAUCGUUGGAGUGGAGCAGACUGCCAACAGUCAAAGCCUGACGGACUACCAGUUCCCAGAGAAGACCCUGCUGCUUUUAGGCAAUGAACGGGAAGGCAUCCCUGCCAGUUUACUGCAGCUGUUGGACGUGUGCGUGGAAAUCCCACAACAAGGAGUCAUCCGAUCUCUCAAUGUACAUGUGAGCGCCGCCCUGUUGAUUUGGGAAUAUACACGACAGCAUCUCGGCUGCGGCUCAUCUGAAGUCGACUCCAAACACAGCUGAAGAACGAGCGGGGCGUGCUGGUUAACCUUCAGAAGACUCUCAUCCUCUUCUGAGCCUGGACUCCAUCACAUCAGGGAUGUGCGUGGUCAGCAGUCUUCAGCACUGCUCCUGUGCCUUAAUGAGAGUCAUGCAUAAACAUCACUUCUAGGUAUAAUAUAUACAUAUUUCAAUGGCCAUAUGUUACAUAAAUGGAGGAAGUGUCUUAAGGCAGAACGGAAACAUAAAUUAUAAUUUUAUCCCUUAAAGAGAAGAUGUAUUGUUUAUGUGAGCAGUUAUUUCUGGAUUAUAGUUCACUCCCGGUAUUGCCUUUGGCAGGACUUUCUACACUUGGUCUUUAA